AUGUGGAGAGUGGAGAAGAGCGGGGAAAUAGAAGAGAAAGAAAACCCAGAAGUGGCAUCAAUGGUUAAUCGUGGAAAAGUGUCAUCGAGCGACGGCGAGACAUCUCCGAGAGGGAUUCUAGAAGCCCCUGUUUCGGGGGCAGAGUCUGACACCAGUGGAAGCAGCAGUUUCAGCUUGUGUUCGCCGGAGAAGUCGCCGGCGACGAAUGGAAAAUUGCUUGGAUGGGACGGUCAACUCUUGCAAUGGAAGGCUAUGGUGGACGUCUUCAAGUUCAAGUCCGUACGAAAAUUAACGGCCAUUCCUCUGUUGACGAUGAACCAUGAUAUCUCUCAGAAGAACUUGAAGAGAUUGGCUCGUAUUCGAAGUGCUGAAGAUAGUAUCGAUAUUGGGGCCAUUCCCACGAAACCCUCUUGGAGGAACUUCGAUUACGCAGAGCUCGCUGCUGCUACUAAUGAUUUCAGUCCUGAGAACUUGGUUGGGAAAGGUGGUCAUGCCGAAGUAUACAAAGGACGCUUAUCCGAUGGUCAAGUUAUAGCUGUAAAGAGGUUAAUGAAGAAUGACAAGGAUGCUGCAGACAGAGCAGGUGAUUUCUUGACAGAGCUUGGAAUCAUUGCACACAUAAACCACCCAAAUGCAACGCAUCUUGUUGGGUUUGGGAUUGAAGGUGGCCUCUACUUUGUCCUACAAUUUGCUCCAUAUGGAAGCCUUGCUUCUUUGCUUUUUGGUUCUGAAUGCUUGGAUUGGAAGAAAAGGUUCAAGGUAGCUAUUGGGGUGGCAGAGGGAUUGCAUUAUCUCCAUAAAGAAUGCCCGAGACGAAUCAUUCAUCGAGACAUUAAGGCCUCCAACAUCUUAUUAAAUGAAAAUUAUGAAGCCGAGAUUUCAGAUUUUGGACUGGCAAAGUGGCUCCCAAAUAAGUGGGCAAAUCACGUUGUCUUCCCAAUAGAAGGCACAUUUGGGUAUUUGGCUCCAGAGUACUUCAUGCAUGGAAUUGUGGAUGAGAAAACUGAUGUAUUUGCAUUCGGGGUUUUGCUAUUGGAGCUCAUUACAGGACGUCGUGCAGUCGAUUCAGACAGUAGGCAAAGUCUUGUUAUCUGGGCCAAGCCAAUGCUGGAUACAAACAAUGUAAAGGAAAUAGCCGACCCAAGGUUAGGAGAGGAAUAUGAUUCUACUGAAAUGAAGCGUGCCAUGAUGACAGCUAGCAUGUGUGUCCACCAUGCAUCCUCCCAACGUCCAUUCAUGAAUCAGGUUGUGCAACUAUUGAAAGGUGAAGAGACAGCUAUACAACCGUUGCAAAAUUCAGUUUCACAAAAAUCACUCUUGUUAGAGGCAUGUGACUUAGAAGAUUAUACAUGCUCUAAUUACUUGACGGACCUAAAUCGCCACAGGCAACUAAUCAUGGAAUGAUCCUUCCUUCAUUAGUGGGAUUUCUUAUGUAUAUUUGUGAAGGUUGGUAUAAAUAUUUGUAGCACUGUGUGUGGCCGAAUCCAAAAUCACAAGUUUA
Abrus precatorius (Indian licorice) is the source of this 1501-nucleotide messenger RNA. RefSeq names its product receptor-like cytosolic serine/threonine-protein kinase RBK1. Gene Ontology annotation, biological process: protein phosphorylation. Bases 1 to 1404 code for a protein of 467 amino acids. Gene Ontology annotation, molecular function: protein kinase activity; ATP binding. Lineage: Eukaryota; Viridiplantae; Streptophyta; Magnoliopsida; Fabales; Fabaceae. The transcript has 7 exons. The record is from RefSeq and is a predicted model, not a curated record.